This is a messenger RNA of Knipowitschia caucasica, 912 nucleotides long. The record is from the annotation of a GenBank genome assembly. Lineage: Eukaryota; Metazoa; Chordata; Actinopteri; Gobiiformes; Gobiidae.
AUGCUCCGACCCCCAAACACUUACGUCCCCACAUGUGCUGCUAGCUACACCCGGCUCAGUGCUCCUCCUCGUUGCGCAGCUGUAGACCCAGUCCGCGGACCUCAUGACUUCAUCCUGGUGCUGUCAGAGGCAGACCCAGCAUUAUGUCUCUGCUCGGGCUCAAUGGGCUCUUUGUUCCGGGCCUUGGCUCCGGAGAGGCUCAGCGUGGGGCUGCGUGAGUCCGAUGGGGCAGCCCUGCAGUGGAGUGAGGACGAGAGUUCAGGGCCGCCGUACCAUCGCGAGCGGAGGAACGCCAUCAGCUCCGAGGCGCCGUCAGACCGUGGCGUGACGGAGGAGCCUUCCACUUCCACAGAAGAGCGCUCCUCACACCUGAAGAAGGAGCUGCACAGUGCCCUGCCACACCUGCCCGACCAUGCCCUGCCGUACCGGGGCACGCUGUUCGCUAUGGACCCCCGCAACGGCUACCUGGACUCCCACUACUGCACGCUCAAAGCCCCUCGGCUCCACCUGCUCCACAAAGACCCAAACGACUGUGACACUAGUUUUGUGGCUCCGGUUUGGGUCGGCCUUCUUCCCCCUGUGCUUUCUGCCUCUUUCCGCCCGCUCCCACCCAGGCCUCGUCCAGACCCAGGCCUCGUCCAGACCCAGCCCUCGUCCAGACCCAGCCCUCGUCCAGACCCAGGCCUCGUCCAGACCCAGCCCUCGUCCAGACCCAGGCCUCGUCCAGACCCAGGCCUCGUCCAGACCCAGGCCUCGUCCAGACCCAGCCCUCGUCCAGACCCAGCCCUCGUCCAGACCCAGGCCUCGUCCAGACCCAGCCCUCGUCCAGACCCAGGCCUCGUCCAGACCCAGGCCUCGUAUCAGCGUCCGCCUCCUCUGUCGUCCUCUGAUGCUAUCGGGAUCGCGCCCUGA